GAGGACAAUGACAAUUCGAUCACUAGCACAUCGGAUUUUCCCCUCUAUACCCUGACGAUCUUAUCACAUACGUAUAUACUUCCACAGAAGCUCCUGCGAAACAUGGAAAGACUUGAUGAUGCCAGCAGCUCUUCCAACUUUGACCUUCUAGCAUCCCUCAGUUCACUAUCCAAAGACACUGAGAAGUGUUCAUAUCUUGAGAAGGGUCAACGGUACCGAGAGAUCUCCCUAGAACUACUCUAUCAAUGUCAGAGAUAUUCCAGCCAGUCUCAACUGAAUGUUGGAGAGGACCUCCACAGAAUCGAGAUUCUUAUUUCAAGACUAAAUAUCAUGGCGCUCCAACUUGAACAACAAAGAAAGUCGUUUGUAUGGCAUCCGAGGAAAUUAAUGAGGAUGUAUCGCACACGUCGUGAAUUUGCCGCACAAAGCCUUGAGGUGCUGAAGUUCACGAAAAAUACUUCAGAUGAUAUUCUGAGGAGGAGAAUAUACAGCGUAGAAAAUCGUGAGGCAAUUAUCAAUUCUACAGCAAGCUACUUCACGGCUGUAGACAGUAUUAUUCAAGGCGACGUAACGAGUGAAGAUGAGGCUAACGACGAUGGGCCUGAUGCGGAAUUUAAUCAAAACGAUCAGCAGGUCCUAACACAAGUGCAAGGUUUCCAUCAGGCUCUUCAGUCGAUACCCGUCGAUCAGCUUAAAGCAUCGACCGUAAUUAUAAAUCAAGAUGUCUUCAUCCAAAGUGUUGUAAACCAAGGAUCCAGUACAAAUUCCUCAGUUAUUGUGGGUGGAUCACACAACAGGGGUGGAGGCAAUCAAUAUAAUAAUACAUCCUCUUCCCAACCAUU
This is a messenger RNA of Serpula lacrymans var. lacrymans S7.9, 842 nucleotides long. RefSeq lists its product as uncharacterized. NCBI's taxonomy places the organism in Eukaryota, Fungi, Basidiomycota, Agaricomycetes, Boletales, Serpulaceae. The transcript has 6 exons. The record is from RefSeq and is a predicted model, not a curated record. The annotation marks the transcript as partial.